Peromyscus eremicus (cactus mouse) is the source of this 3249-nucleotide messenger RNA. RefSeq names its product membrane associated ring-CH-type finger 6 (gene Marchf6). Gene Ontology annotation, molecular function: zinc ion binding. Gene Ontology annotation, cellular component: endoplasmic reticulum membrane. The record is from RefSeq and is a predicted model, not a curated record. The coding region runs from base 253 to 2982 and encodes 909 amino acids. The transcript is spliced from 26 exons. NCBI's taxonomy places the organism in Eukaryota, Metazoa, Chordata, Mammalia, Rodentia, Cricetidae.
CCGCCCAGGCCCGUCUCUCGGCCGCGCGCCCCUCCCCCUCCCCGGCGCUCUCUUUCUGUCAGCCGCUGUCCCUCUUCCCCUCUUGGGCCCGCGUCGGUGGCUUCCUCUCGCACCUGAGCGCACGCACCUGCCCGGGCCCGCGCCCUCUCUUCCUGCUCCCCUCUUUCCCUCCCGCCUUUCCCUUCGGGCCCUGAAGGCUCUGCCGGGUGGCGGGCGCCUGGCGGCUGCGUCACCGCCGCCCCCCUAGACAAGAUGGACACCGCCGAGGAAGACAUAUGUAGAGUGUGUCGGUCAGAAGGAACACCCGAGAAACCUCUUUAUCAUCCUUGUGUAUGUACUGGCAGUAUUAAGUUUAUUCAUCAAGAAUGCUUAGUUCAGUGGUUGAAACACAGUCGAAAAGAAUACUGUGAAUUAUGCAAGCACAGAUUUGCUUUCACACCAAUUUAUUCUCCAGAUAUGCCUUCACGGCUACCAAUCCAAGACAUAUUUGCUGGACUGGUUACAAGUAUUGGCACUGCAAUACGAUACUGGUUUCAUUAUACACUUGUGGCCUUUGCAUGGUUGGGAGUUGUUCCUCUUACAGCAUGCCGCAUCUACAAGUGCUUGUUUACUGGCUCCGUGAGCUCACUACUGACACUGCCACUAGAUAUGCUGUCAACGGAAAAUUUGUUGGCAGAUUGCUUACAGGGCUGUUUUGUGGUGACAUGCACACUUUGUGCAUUCAUCAGCCUGGUGUGGUUACGAGAGCAGAUAGUCCAUGGGGGAGCACCAAUUUGGCUGGAGCAUGCUGCUCCAGCCUUCAAUGCUGCUGGACACCACCAAAAUGAGGCUCCUGUAGGAGGAAAUGGUGCAGAAAACGCUGCUGCUGAUCAGCCAGCUAACCCAGUAGGUGAGAAUGCAGUGCUGGGUGAGAACCCUGAUGCCCAGGACGGUCAAGCAGAAGAGGAGGAGGAGGACAAUGAGGAGGAAGAUGAUGCGGGUGUGGAAGAUGCUGCUGACGCCAACAAUGGAGCCCAAGAUGACAUGAACUGGAACGCUCUGGAGUGGGACCGGGCUGCAGAAGAGCUUACUUGGGAAAGAAUGCUUGGACUUGAUGGAUCAUUAGUUUUUCUGGAACACGUGUUCUGGGUGGUGUCUUUAAAUACAUUGUUCAUUCUUGUUUUUGCAUUCUGUCCUUACCACAUCGGUCAUUUCUCCCUUGUUGGUUUGGGAUUUGAGGAACAUGUCCAAGCAUCUCAUUUUGAAGGUCUAAUCACGACAAUUGUUGGAUAUAUACUUUUAGCAAUAACGCUGAUAAUUUGUCACGCCUUGGCAACUCUUGUUAAGUUUCAUAGGUCUCGACGCUUGCUGGGAGUCUGCUAUAUUGUGGUUAAGGUUUCUUUGUUAGUUGUGGUAGAAAUUGGAGUGUUCCCUCUCAUUUGUGGCUGGUGGCUGGAUAUUUGUUCUCUGGAAAUGUUUGAUGCUACUCUGAAAGAUCGAGAACUGAGCUUUCAGUCAGCUCCAGGAACUACGAUGUUUCUGCACUGGCUGGUGGGAAUGGUGUAUGUGUUCUACUUUGCCUCCUUCAUUCUGUUACUGAGAGAGGUACUUCGACCUGGUGUCUUAUGGUUUUUAAGGAAUUUGAAUGAUCCAGAUUUUAAUCCAGUACAGGAAAUGAUCCACUUGCCCAUUUAUAGGCAUCUCCGAAGAUUUAUUUUGUCAGUGAUUGUCUUUGGCUCCAUUGUACUUCUGAUGCUCUGGCUUCCUAUACGUAUAAUUAAGAGUCUCUUGCCUAAUUUUCUUCCCUACAAUGUCAUGCUCUACAGUGAUGCUCCAGUGAGUGAGCUGUCCCUUGAGCUGCUCCUGCUGCAGGUCGUCUUGCCAGCAUUGCUGGAACAGGGACACACGAGGCAGUGGCUGAAGGGGCUUGUGCGUGCCUGGACUGUUACUGCUGGAUACUUGCUGGACCUUCAUUCCUACUUACUGGGAGACCAGGAAGAAAAUGAGAACAGUGCAAAUCAGCAGGUCAACAAUAACCAGCCUGCUCGAAACAACAAUGCUGUUCCUGCUGGGGAGGGUCUGCAUGCAGCCCACCAAGCCAUACUCCAGCAGGGAGGACCUGUCGGCUUUCAGCCUUACCGCCGGCCUUUUAAUUUCCCACUCAGGAUAUUUCUGCUGAUUGUCUUCAUGUGCAUAACAUUACUAAUUGCCAGCCUCAUUUGCCUUACCUUACCAGUAUUUGCUGGCCGUUGGUUAAUGUCAUUUUGGACGGGGACCGCCAAAAUCCACGAGCUGUACACGGCUGCUUGUGGUCUCUAUGUAUGUUGGCUAACCAUAAGGGCGGUGACGGUGCUGGUGGCCUGGAUGCCCCAGGGACGCAGAGUGAUUUUCCAGAAGGUUAAAGAGUGGUCCCUCAUGAUCAUGAAGACUUUGAUAGUUGCUGUGCUGCUGGCCGGAGUUGUCCCACUGCUACUGGGGCUCCUGUUUGAGCUGGUUAUUGUUGCUCCUCUGAGGGUCCCUCUUGACCAGACUCCCCUUUUCUACCCUUGGCAGGACUGGGCACUAGGAGUGCUGCAUGCCAAAAUUAUCGCAGCUAUCACUCUGAUGGGUCCUCAGUGGUGGUUGAAAACUGUCAUUGAACAGGUUUAUGCAAAUGGCAUUCGGAACAUCGACCUUCAUUAUAUCAUUCGUAAGCUGGCGGCUCCGGUGAUCUCCGUGCUCUUACUUUCCCUGUGUGUACCUUAUGUCAUAGCUUCUGGUGUGGUUCCUUUACUAGGUGUUACUGCGGAGAUGCAGAACUUAGUCCACCGGCGGAUUUACCCGUUUUUAUUGAUGGUCGUUGUGUUGAUGGGGAUCCUGUCCUUCCAGGUCCGCCAGUUUAAGCGCCUUUAUGAACACAUUAAAAAUGACAAGUACCUUGUGGGGCAGCGCCUGGUGAACUAUGAGCGCAAAUCUGGCAAGCAAGGCCCGUCCACACCACCUCCACAGUCGUCCCAAGAAUAAAGUGCUUAUCUCAGCUCCUUGACCUUCUCCUUGCCUUUCCGUGUCCUUUUUUGUGGACUUCUCACUUUGGAGAAUCUCCCCGUGAUCUCAGCGUUGUUUCUAAGUUACUGUACUUGACUUGUGUCCUCAGCGUUCCAAGAGCAGCACGUCCGGCACCGCUGCUCCUCCCUGCAUCUGCCGACACCACUGCUGUCUGACAUCUGUACAUGUGUAAAUAGGAGUUCCCUGAUGCCCCAAAACCUUGGAUUAAACAGAAUGUGCAUUGUA